Fusarium sp. VM40 is the source of this 384-nucleotide messenger RNA. The record is from the annotation of a GenBank genome assembly. Lineage: Eukaryota; Fungi; Ascomycota; Sordariomycetes; Hypocreales; Nectriaceae.
AUGAAAAUCACCACCACUUUCACCUCCCUUCUGGCUGUGGCCCUCAAUGUCUCCUUGACCAGCGCAGCGGAUUGCUACAACUACGGUACUGGAAGCAGCGGCAUCGGUGCCUGCGCUCACCGAAGUGACAACUACAAAGACCGAGAGACGUUUUGUAGUUCCUUGGCUGGUCAAGGUUCGUGGAACCGCAAAUGCCAAAACGGUUCCCAUAAGGACCACUGCCAUUUCGAGUACCAAGGUCCCGGUAUGCCACAGCAGAUGUGCUGGGAUGCCUUUGAGAACAUCAUCAAUCAGUGCUUCACCCACCAAAACGGUGGCGGAUACCAUUCUGGAGCUUGGUCUCUCAACGGGCACUGGUUCUACAUUGACAGAUGCAGCGCAUGA